AUGGGGACUCGGUCCAGCCGGUGACAGCUCGUCCAGUAGUAGGCGAUAAUCCCAGACGCCCCGCUCCUCCGCUCCUCUACUCCGCUCAGGUCUGCAGAACUGCACUGCUCGUCCACGGCCCCGCUUCUCCGGCAGUACACAUUUAUUCAGGAAUGAGAAAUGAUGGCCGGCUCUGCAACAGAGGAGAAAACCUUCCGACGGUUCCUGGAGCUGUUUGUCCGGGAGAUGAGGAUGCCGCUGGCGGACUGCGACCCGGUGCCGAUGCGCCCCUUGUCGGACCUGAUGUCUGAGGACGAAAUUGAGGGAGAGUGCCUCGACCUGUGUCUGCAACACCUCUACAAAUACAAUUGUCCCUGCUCCCUGGCUGCGGCGCUGGCUCGAGCCACCUCGGACACCAUCGUCCGGACGGACCUCCACAUCCACCACCUCGUCAAAGCGGUAGAAGUUGGAGCUGACCCAUUACCACAGAUGGAGUCCGUGAAGCUGGCCCGGCUGGUGUUCAACAGACUGUUUGACAUGUGCGGCCUCUGGCUGAAGGAGCUGCCCUUCCGCCGCCGUCCACAGCCGUAUUACGAAACGUCCAUCCACGCCAUCAAGAACAUGAGGCGCAAGAUGGAGGACAAACACGUCAUCAUCCCCGACUUCAACACACUCUUCAACAUUCAGGAUCAGGAGGAACAAGCUUUCUUUGCAGUGUUUGAUGGUCACGGUGGUGUGGAUGCUGCCAUUUACGCCGCCAACCACCUCCAUGUCAACUUAGUUCACCAGGAAUCCUUCAACCAGGACCCCAUCGAGGCUCUCUGCAGAGCCUUCAAGGCCACAGACGAGCGCUUUGUUAAGAAGGCUUCACGAGAGAACCUACGCUGCGGCACAACAGGUGUGGUGACGUUCCUGCGCGGCCGGACGUUGUACGUAGCCUGGCUGGGAGACUCCCAAGUCAUUCUAGUGAGGAGAGGGCAGGUGGUGGAGCUGAUGAAACCACAUAAACCAGACAGAGAGGAUGAGAAGCAGAGGAUCGAGGCUCUGGGAGGAUGUGUGAUCUGGUUCGGCACAUGGAGGGUCAACGGAAGUCUCUCUGUAUCCAGAGCCAUAGGGGACUCGGAGCACAAGCCCUACAUCUGCGGCGAUGCCGACCACGGCAUCUUCCCGCUAGACGGUUCAGAAGACUACCUGAUCCUGGCCUGCGAUGGCUUCUGGGACACCGUGAGUCCAGACGAGGCGGUGCGGGUGGUCAGCGACCAUCUCCAGGAGAACGCCGGAGACACCACCAUGGUAGCCCACAAGCUGGUGGCGUCGGCCCGAGACGCCGGCUCUAGCGAUAACAUCACCGUCAUAGUGGUCUUCCUGCGGGACCCGCGUUCCCCGCUGCCCACGAGCAUCGAGGAAGAGGAGGAAUGUGCCACGGAGGGACAGGUGGUGGAGGAAGUAGCAGAGGUGGAGGAGGAGGAGCAGGAGGACGAGGAAGACGAAGCGGUCAGGGCAGAGCGUGACGGCGGGGAGGGAGGCAGCGCUGCGGACAAUGGGGGGAAGAGCCGCGGAGGCUGGCCCUUGCAGCAGUGCUCGGCCCCGGCCGACCUCGGCUACGAAGACCGAACGGACUCGUUCACGGACAGAACUAGCCUCGGCCUUGGGGGGCCGUCGCUGGAGGGCCGGAUCUCCCUCAUCUGGGGCUCAAGGAAGCCCUGCUUCAACGUUAGCCCCAACGACUACACAGAAGAUCGCCCGCUGAGACGCAGGUCGUGCAUCCCCUUUCAGGAGUCCAGUAUCUCUUCCUUCACGGACCCGCUGUGGCCCCAGACAGCAGCGCUGCUGGGCCGAGCAGUGAGGCAAAGCCACAGGCGCGCUCCCGGGGGCCGCCGGUGGGCCCGGAGGUGGCAGGGCCGACCCAAGGAGCUGCUGGGCCUGAUGCCGUCCGGCCACGCGCAGCGCCAGCCCAGCUGGAGGCCCGGGGUGGCCGCGCCUCACCUGCCCCGCGACUUCCCCAUCUGA
This is a messenger RNA of Cololabis saira (Pacific saury), 1989 nucleotides long. RefSeq names its product protein phosphatase, Mg2+/Mn2+ dependent, 1E (gene ppm1e). The record is from RefSeq and is a predicted model, not a curated record. Gene Ontology annotation, molecular function: protein serine/threonine phosphatase activity; cation binding. Gene Ontology annotation, biological process: negative regulation of protein kinase activity; protein dephosphorylation. Bases 160 to 1989 code for a protein of 609 amino acids. NCBI's taxonomy places the organism in Eukaryota, Metazoa, Chordata, Actinopteri, Beloniformes, Belonidae. The transcript is spliced from 8 exons.